AUGAUAUGGAUUUUUAAUGAAUGGCAUUAACCUGGAUUAUUUAUUUUUUCUGGAUUUACCACUUUCACGAUACCUGGCAGGACUUAGAAUAAUUGGUAGUUCGUAAUAAUCAAACUGCACAAGUGGGCAUUUUGAGCCUGUUUCAUGUCUGUAUUAAUUCCAUCAGAACAAACUGACAAUAAAACUAUAUUUCUUGAUAUGGACAAUGACGAAUACGAUUCUUUACCAGAAGAAUGGCCUGUCAGAACUCAUAUGCUUGCUGGGGCCGCUGCUGGAAUUUUAGAACACGCCACCAUGUACCCAAUCGACUGUGUAAAGACUCAGAUGCAAAGUAUAGAGAAGGUCCGAUACAACAGUGUUUAUAAUGCUCUUUCAACAAUAUAUAUGAAAGAGGGUUAUCGGAGACUUCUAAGAGGAAUGAGUGCAAUGGUAUUCGGUGCUGGACCUGCUCAUGCGAUGUAUUUUGCUUGUUAUGAAAAAGUGAAACACCAUACAACAAUAUAUCUCAAUGGGAAAAAUAAAAAAAAUUCAAGUUUGGCUAACGGUUUGGCUGGUGCUUCUGCAACAAUAUUUCACGAUAUAGUUAUGAACCCGGCUGAAGUAAUCAAGCAAAGAAUGCAAAUGUAUAAAUCAAAACACAAAACUCCUAUUCAAUGUAUUAGUGCUACCUUGAGGACAGAGGGAAUCCGUGCAUUUUAUCGUUCGUUUCCAACUCAAUUACUAAUGAACAUACCCUUUCAAACCGUCCAUUUUGUUGUGUACGAGUAUACUCAGGAGAUGAUAAAUACGGACAGAACUUAUAACCCAAUAUCUCAUGUUUUGAGCGGAGCUGCAGCAGGAGCAUGUGCAGCUUUUGUAACAAAUCCAUUAGACGUUUGUCGUACUUUACUAAACACACAAGAAUUUAAUCAUAAUGGUUCACAGAAGAUGCUCGUAAGUGGAUUGCGAGAAGCCUUAGUCACAGUUUUUCGUACAGAUGGCUUGCGGACUUUUUUCAGAGGUGUUACAGCAAGGGUGUUAUAUCAAAUGCCAUCCACAGCUAUAUCAUGGUCUGUAUAUGAACUGUUUAAACAUUUACUUUAUGCGCAAUCUAAGCAAAACAAAGUGGAUAAUGAAUCAUCAAUUACCCAUCCAUCCUCACACCCUAGAGAUAUUUCCUUUCAGACUACACCAGUAUGUGCAUCUCCUACUCGUUCUGGAGCUGUAAUGACAACAUCUGCAAUACAAUACAAAGAGGCAUAAGUUCCCAAAUUUUAUUAUUGUAAGCUAUUAUCAAAAACUGUGAUGGGUGCAGAUUACUGUAUCCAUCGUCAGUGUGAUGCCAAAAUAAGCAAAACAAAUUUUUAUUCAAAUCUAUCCUAUCUAUCUGUUAAUAAGUUUCAGGCUUAUGCCUUCCUCGUAUAUAUUCUUUGUGCCAAAAUGUGUUGUAGAUGAGGUUUAUCGCAACAUAAUUAACAAAAAAUGCUCUGAUUGAGAGUAGCAAUAUCACGGGCAAAUGUAAAUCUUUGUGACGAUGUAGAAUGUGUUGGAGCUGGGAAUGUCGAAGUCUGAAUAGUUAGAGGACAUAAGUACUUGGGCUUGUAUUUGUUACAGUGUUGUCUAAUUCAAUAGAACAAUAAUGAUAUUUUAAUAUCCGUACUCUUGAAUGAAACUUAAAUAAAAAAUAUAUUUAAUUUUGAAAAUUGUUUAAAUUAGAUUUUUCAUCAUCCCAGAUUAUGCUAUUUUUGUAGCAUCGAAAUCAAUUUAUUGCAUUUCGCCCCAUUUUUUCUGCAAUCCAAAUCUGCACUGGUAGAACAGGUUUUCGAGUCGAACCAUUAGUUUAUUAGACAAAUUUAUGAAGACCGACUUACUGAACAUCUGAUUGGUGUUGUUCUGGAAUGUUUGUAUCCCACAAAGAGCAGUUGCUUUACAACUGCACUUGUAGUUAUGUUAUUUAAAUUGCCCUUAUUGAGUUCUGAUAUGUUGUUGUAUUGCUUUUGUUAUCGAUUCAAAAUGUUGUGCCUCCAAAAUAAAAAUAGUGGCCAUACAGAUGUGACUUAUAUCUCCCAUGUUAAACCUAAUAUUAAACUGGAGCCAUCCAUUCAUUGUAAAAUGAAAGUUUUUUUUUCUGUUGGGUAUGAUACUGCCAAUGUGUGUUUGUUUCAAACGGCAUGAGUAUGGACUGUGGGAAUAUAUUUGCCAUAAUGCUCAAAAUAUGAACAAACUCAUCCUGCUUAAACUCCAUUUCCCCUUAUUUUGCUUCUACAUCCAGGUGCUUUCCCACUGUGGGGUAUUUUUAACCAUGUUGCAUUUCAAAAUAAUUUGAGUGCUCACUUUCUCAAAAUAUUUAAUGGCGUUAUUGGGAUCAGUGUUCACAGCAAUUUUUCUAGAUUCACAUCUACGUUGUGGACAGGAUUGAAGUUCAUACCAGACAGAAUAUGCUAGAACUAAUACAUCGCAUUACUAGUGCAUGCCAAGAGGCAUAUUGUUUAUUUGCAGAAACAGGUAUAUAUAGAACAUAAUGUAGGCUCUUAAGAUUUGCAAGAAUUUGAUUUCCACAUAAAUGAUAGAACAAUGCGGCACAGUGGUCAUAUAAAACAAAUAGCAAUGAGACAAUAAUAAUAAACAUUACAGUGCCACAUAUGGUCGGUCCCUUUUUGCCAAAAAAAAUCAUGCAC
Messenger RNA from Styela clava, 2657 nucleotides. RefSeq names its product mitoferrin-1-like. The record is from RefSeq and is a predicted model, not a curated record. Gene Ontology annotation, cellular component: mitochondrial membrane. Gene Ontology annotation, biological process: iron import into the mitochondrion. NCBI's taxonomy places the organism in Eukaryota, Metazoa, Chordata, Ascidiacea, Stolidobranchia, Styelidae. Gene Ontology annotation, molecular function: ferrous iron transmembrane transporter activity.